UUUGGUUUGCAUCACCGGAUUGCUUCUGAACCUCACAAUUGUGUCUUUUGUGUUCUCACAGGAUAAUGCUGACAUUGUAGACGGAUCAGAAGGGGAAACCAAAUCCGUCAAUGCAAGGAAGAGAAAAGUAAAGGAGACGCUCUCAUCCUUAGGCAUGAAUGUUAGAGAGAAUUGCAACCCUCCUGUAAUCGCGGUCUUGGGAUCGGGGGGUGGAGUCCGCGCCAUGAUUGGCUUUCUGGGAACAAUCUCGAAACUGGCCGAACUCAACCUUUUAGGUGCCGUUACUUACAUUGCUGGUAUAUCAGGAUCAACAUGGUGUAUGUCCUCUCUGUAUUCGCAAGAAAACUGGUCAGACUUUUCGGACAUGGAACGAUUGGAGAUGAAGUUACGCGAGCGAAUGAAAUCGGAGACUGAGCGGGAAAGUCCAUGGAAGAAGAUAAAAGAGAAAUUUCUUGGAGACUCGUACACUCUGACCGAUUUCUGGGCCUAUACGUUUGUCUUACGUGCCUUGAAUUCAAUCAAUGAAGGGAAGCUGUCCAAUCACAAGGAGACGUGUGAGGACGGCGAGGUCCCUUAUCCCAUCUACUCUGCUGUGAGGAAGUACAAAAUACACGAAAGCAAAGCAGAAGCUUGGUUUGAGUUCACCCCACACAGGUCCGGAUUUCCUGCCUAUGAAUGCUAUGUAAAGACCGAACAUCUGGGGUGUCGGUUUAAAGGAGGACAGAUCUUGGAGGAGCAGCCAGAACAUGACUUGAUUUAUCUUCAAGGAUUGUGGGGCAGUGCGCUCGGCUACGAUUGGGUUUGGUUGUUCUUUCAUGACACCUACAGAAAAUUGAUCAAAGGACUGAUUAGAGUAAAAAAUGGAAGUGUGAGCUUCUUCAAAAGAGCCUGGAAUUGGAUUUCCUGGAAAAAGCACGAUGAGCCAAAGAAGAUGUAUAGUCCGCCAAUUUAUUUCGAUGAGCCAAUGUAUAGUCCGCCAAUGGAUCACGAUAAUUUAAAGAGGACGCAAAUUCGUCAAUCCUGGUCUGAGUAUAUUAGAGAGAAGUAUGAAGAUGCUAUAGCAAUGAAGAACAUCGCAUCUUGUCUUGUGAAGUGGGAAUGGGGAACAACAAACAAUUUCCUCUACAAAUGCAAAGAUAAAAUCUCGGAAAACUGCGACCUCUUCCAUAAAGAGAGCAUCAGUCUGGUGGACGCCGGGGCGGAAAUUAAUACUCCGUACCCGUUGGUGUUACCUCCUCAUCGCAAAGUAGAUCUGAUUUUGUCUUUCGACUUCAGUCAAGGAGAUCCAUUCAAGACAGUAAAAGAAACAGCUACAUACUGUAAGGAGAACAAGGUUCCCUUUCCAGAAAACACUGAA
Molecule: messenger RNA, 1357 nt
Organism: Rana temporaria (common frog)
Lineage: Eukaryota; Metazoa; Chordata; Amphibia; Anura; Ranidae
Product: cytosolic phospholipase A2 gamma-like
Exons: 16
Biological process (GO): glycerophospholipid catabolic process
Cellular component (GO): nucleoplasm; nuclear envelope; cytosol
Molecular function (GO): calcium-dependent phospholipid binding; calcium ion binding
Source: RefSeq, a predicted model, not a curated record